AUGGCUUGCGCAAUCCCCCUCACUCACUCCCUCGCGUCGGCUCCCCGCGCCGCCGUCGCCGCCGCGUCUCCCGCCACCGCCAAGCCGAAAUCCGCGUCGCCGCUUCUCGCGGGCAGCGCGGGGCUCCGCUCAUCCCGCGGCCCGAUCUCGUCGGCGGCUGUCAGCGUGUCUAGCGCGGCGCCGUUGACACUAACGGGCGGCGCCUCGGGGCCACCGCGUGUGACUAUGGCGAGCGCGUACAUCUGCCGGGACUGCGGUUACAUCUACAACUCGCGGACACCCUUCGAGAAGCUUCCGGACUCCUACAAGUGCCCAGUGUGCUCCGCCCCCAAGCGCCGCUUCAAGCCGUACGCGGCGCCCGUUGCGCGCAACGCCAACGACCUGGCGGUGCGGAAGGCGCGCAAGGCGGAGCUGCAGGGUGGGGGAGGCGGCGACUCGCUCCCUGUGCUGGUGGCAGGCAUUGUAGCAGUGCUUGCUGGUGUAGCUGUCUACCUUAACUCAGCCUAUUGA
Molecule: messenger RNA, 510 nt
Organism: Closterium sp. Yama58-4
Lineage: Eukaryota; Viridiplantae; Streptophyta; Zygnematophyceae; Desmidiales; Closteriaceae
Source: the annotation of a GenBank genome assembly